Molecule: messenger RNA, 2650 nt
Organism: Seriola aureovittata
Lineage: Eukaryota; Metazoa; Chordata; Actinopteri; Carangiformes; Carangidae
Product: probable G-protein coupled receptor 34
Exons: 3
Coding region: 1029-2225 (398 amino acids)
Biological process (GO): G protein-coupled receptor signaling pathway
Cellular component (GO): membrane
Molecular function (GO): G protein-coupled purinergic nucleotide receptor activity
Source: RefSeq, a predicted model, not a curated record
CUGUAAAAGUACUUGGUCAAUAAAGUAACUUAUUUAUAACUUAGAGGACAGGGCGGAGAAAAACUAACCACACAGUAGAGAAUUACUGACAGUGACAUACAAGCAGAGAGAGAGAGAGAGAGAAGUGACAGUUUUUAAGCAGUUAAUACAUGACAGGGUUAGGGUUAGAGUGCAACAUAGUUUUCACACUUAAUCUCCAUUUGCAUAGACAUAAUGCUGCUGUAUUUUACAAGACGACGCCAACGACAAGUGCUUCAUAAAACACAAGGGUAUUUGACCAAACACACUCACCGGCAAUCUAAUGCAAUUGCUUCAUCAAUAUUAUUAUUAAACUACUAUUAAAGUUUUUUCUCCAUCUCUAUUAUGACUAUGUUUGUUUUUAUGAUCUGGCACCGGUAAGCAUGUAAGCAUAGAUUCAAGUCAUUUUAGGAGCAGCGCUGCAUGGCAGAAGAUGGUUGUGGCGGUGGUCUCACUUCCUGUCUUCACAUUUUUACACUUCUCGUUAUAGGGGAACAGAGGGGUGUGGAGGAUGUUGACUGAGGCGGUGCAAUAUCAGAGAGGCGCAGUGUGUGUGAGAGAGAGAGAGAGAGAGAGAGAACAAGAAGCAGAGAGGACUAGUGGACUAAACUUUCAUAUCUGUGAGAGGGAGAGAAGGAUUGGAGAGAGUGCAGCUUCUCGACCGAGAGACAGAGAGAGGACGAGACCGGUAAGACAAAGACUGAUUGCGAGCUGAGAACAGAGAGCAGAGGAGGACAGGGAGUGGAUGCUUUCAAAAGGAUAUGCAAAAAGAGUCUGCAAAAUUUAUGACUCAUUCAGAGAUCAAAGAGAAAGGUCGCAAGUUUGAUGGCGGAAAACACACACCGGACUACUGCGGUCACACAUCAUUCACACGCAUUUAAACUACAGCUGUGCUGACCCUCCUGCGGAAGGAACAUUAAUGUUGAGCGUUCUGCUUUAAUCCAAACAUCUGUUUGCAGCAGUCAGACGAGCCUGAUUGACAACCCUCAAGAUCCCACUCCUCAGACACGAUGACCGCCUCUUCGUUCCCCUUCACUCCUUCGGCCUCUGCGUCGUCCAACUCCUCUCUUCCCUUUUCCUCCACUCCUUUCUCCAUAAACCAGAAUAUUUGCUCGUUUGACGACACAACCCUCCGUCUGCCGCUGAUGGUCUCCUACUCCCUCUUCUUUGUCAUCGGGCUCGUGGGUAACCUCUUUGCACUGUGGGUCUUCCUUUUCUUACACUCGAGCCGCAAUUCUGUAAGAGUAUUCCUCAUCAACUGCGCCGUGGCUGAUCUGGUCCUGCUGGCAUGCCUGCCCUUCAGGGUCCUCUACCACAUUAAUGGAAACAAGUGGGUACUGGGAUCUUUGGCCUGCAAGCUGGUGGGGAAUCUAUUUUACAUGAACAUGUACAUCAGUAUCCUGUUACUGGGCCUCAUCAGCCUGGACAGAUACUUGAGGCUCAAAGGAAAAGGUAGAGCGCGGAGAGGCAUGAUGAUGAGGCUGCGGGGGCGCAACUGGCCAUGGAGCUGGGUGGCGUGCGCAGCUCUGUGGGGUCUGUCACUGAUUGCAGCGGUGCCCAUGAUCGCCACGGCUGAGGACAAAGAAAACAGCGGCCAGUGCUUCCAGUACAAGCAGCGACGGGUAGCCAAAGGGAAAGCAUACUUCAACGCAAUGUUGGUGCUGUUGUUCUGGCUCGUCUUCAUCAUGCUCGUGGUCUCCUACGCGAAGAUCGCCUCCCAGUUGCUGAGGGUGUCACGGGACAAGCCGGACCUGCCCAACUCGCACAAAUACCAACGGACCGCCAAGAAAUCCUUCUUUGUGCUCUUUCUGUUUACCCUUUGUUUCGGGCCCUACCACGCCUUUCGCCCCGUCUACAUCCUCUCCCAGCUCAGCGGAACAGCAUCAUGCGACUACUUGCACCUGGUGGACCGCACCAAUGAGGUCAUGUUGUUAUUCUCCGCCUUCAACAGCUGUUUGGAUCCCGUCAUGUACUUCCUGUUAUCCGGCUCGGUGCGCAAAACCGCCCUCCGAGUACUCGGAGACCGACUCGGCAAUUGGGCGACAUCCAACAGCUCGACGACAGAGUUCAGACGGACGUCUGUGCCUGUGGCUUUAAAUUCUCAACUCAACACCCCCUCGGGUACCCCGAGAAACAGUAUCUGUGUCAUCAAAUCCACCCUUCGCCACACGGGAGUGACGGUGUUUCCCCCUACCGACCAACAUUGACGAAAGCGUGAACGCUGGAGAAAUAAAUACCUUUCAUUUCUAACAUAUGCCAGACUGAUCGGGCAAUUAUCUGUAAAAUGACUUCUUAUGUUCAACAAAUGUUUGUUUGUUGUUGUUUCUUUUACUGCAGUUACUCAUUGUUUAGACAUUAAAUCAUUGUUUAAAUUCUACUUUAAUGUCUGAGUGAAAGAAAGAAAAAGAAAGAAACCAUGUUUAUUUUCUAGAGAAUGCUAUUAUGCAUAAUGUUUCUGAAAAUAUAAAUGGGUAAAUUUGUGAUAAUGGAUUGAGUGUAUCUCAAUUAUGUUAAAACAAACACAUUUUGGAUGUUUUUGUUCCUUUUCUAAAUAUAUUUGUAAUGUUAAUAUAAUCCUGUCUAUAUGAAAGUAAAGAGAUGAAUAGAUCUAACAAGGGGGUGUUUCCUUCCU